AUGCCCUCCCCGGAAUUGAGCCGCCCCGGGUGGGGGGUGGGGCCGGGCGGCGGGGGCUGGGGACCCGGGCUGCCUGCGCGCUGCGAACUUCCCAACUCGGGCGCGAGGCGCGCCGGCCCGCGGGGGGAGGGAGUCCCGCGGCGGGAUCUGGGGGGAGGGCGUCCCCUACCAGAAAGCAGCCCACCCCCACCCCUAUUAAAAAAAAAUAAGCGAGUGGGGAAGAGCCAGCCCCACGCCGGUCCGCCUCCCGCCCACGGCUCGGCCUCCCUCCCGCCUGGCUCGGCGCUCCUCCGCCCCGAGUUCUCCAUCCCCUGGAUCCCGGGCUCGCGGGGGCGCGGAGAAGAGGAUCCAGGAAAGCCAUCCUUGGCCUCUUCACCUUCACGUCUUCCCUGCUGGAACCCAGCCUGGAAAAAUGGUGGAGGGAACCCCAUGAGAAGGAACAUGGGCAGCCUGGAGAGGCCAAGACCAACCCCAACCCCCAGCUGACAGUGACGAAAUGGGGAUGUCAGACCUGAAGCCACAAGAAACCGGAUUCUAUCAACAACUGUAAAAAUUGGAAGCAGAAUCUUUCCCAAAUCCCCCAGAUAAGAAUCCAGUUGGCUGACACUUUGAUGUUGGCCUUGUGAGACUCUAAGCAGAGUCCA
This is a messenger RNA of Symphalangus syndactylus (siamang), 644 nucleotides long. RefSeq names its product actin nucleation-promoting factor WAS-like. NCBI's taxonomy places the organism in Eukaryota, Metazoa, Chordata, Mammalia, Primates, Hylobatidae. The record is from RefSeq and is a predicted model, not a curated record.